This is a messenger RNA of Manacus vitellinus (golden-collared manakin), 3791 nucleotides long. It is a transcript of the gene PTDSS1, whose product is annotated as phosphatidylserine synthase 1. Gene Ontology annotation, biological process: phosphatidylserine biosynthetic process. NCBI's taxonomy places the organism in Eukaryota, Metazoa, Chordata, Aves, Passeriformes, Pipridae. The transcript has 13 exons. The record is from RefSeq and is a predicted model, not a curated record. Gene Ontology annotation, molecular function: L-serine-phosphatidylethanolamine phosphatidyltransferase activity. The coding region runs from base 85 to 1443 and encodes 452 amino acids.
GAGAAGAGGGGGCCGAGAUUGUGCGUCGGCUGCGGGAGCCGGACCCUGAGCAAGAACGACGUGAACUACCGCCUGCACUUCCGCAUGAUCAACGAGCAGCAGGUGGAGGACAUCACGCUUGAGUUCUUCUACCGGCCGCACACCAUCACCCUCCUCAGCUUCACCACCCUCAGCCUCAUGGCCUUCGCCUUCACCAGGGAUGAUUCUGUACCAGAGGAUAAUAUUUGGAGGGGUAUCCUCUCUGUGAUUUUCUUCUUUCUAAUCAUCAGUGUUCUAGCUUUUCCUAAUGGACCCUUUACACGUCCUCAUCCUGCAAUAUGGAGGAUGGUUUUUGGUCUCAGUGUGCUCUAUUUUCUGUUCCUGGUGUUCGUGCUCUUCCUUAACUUUGAGCAGGUAAAAGCAGUGAUGUACUGGCUGGAUCCUAAUCUUCGAUAUGCCACAAGGGAAGCAGAUAUUAUGGAGUAUGCAGUGAACUGUCAUGUUAUCACCUGGGAAAGAAUCCUUAGCCACUUUGAUAUAUUUGCUUUUGGACAUUUCUGGGGCUGGGCUAUGAAGGCUUUGCUGAUCCGCAGCUAUGGGCUCUGCUGGACUAUCAGCAUCACCUGGGAGCUCACUGAGCUCUUCUUCAUGCACCUUCUGCCUAAUUUUGCUGAAUGCUGGUGGGAUCAAGUCAUUUUGGACAUCCUGCUUUGUAACGGGGGUGGCAUCUGGUUGGGCAUGGUAGUUUGUCGUUUCUUGGAGAUGAGGACCUAUCACUGGGCAAGCUUCAAGGACAUUCACACAACCACAGGGAAAAUCAAAAGAGCUGUACUGCAGUUCACCCCAGCCAGCUGGACCUAUGUCCGCUGGUUUGACCCAAAGUCAUCAUUUCAGAGAGUGGCUGGAAUCUAUCUUUUCAUGAUCAUUUGGCAGCUGACUGAAUUGAACACAUUCUUUUUGAAACAUAUCUUUGUGUUCCAAGCAAGCCACCCUUUAAGCUGGGGGAGAAUUCUCUUCAUAGGAAUCAUUACAGCACCCACUGUAAGGCAAUACUAUGCGUACCUCACAGAUACACAGUGCAAGAGGGUGGGAACUCAGUGCUGGGUGUUUGGGGCUAUUGCUUUCCUUGAAGCUAUUGUGUGUAUAAAGUUUGGACAAGAUCUUUUUUCCAAAACACAAAUACUGUAUGUUGUGUUUUGGCUUCUCUGUGUGGCCUUUACAACUUUCCUUUGUCUGUAUGGUAUGGUUUGGUACGCAGAGUACUACGGCCACCGAGAAAAGACCUUGUCAGAAAGUGAAGACAGUCCAUACAGUCCAGAUGCUUCCUGGCUUCAUUCUAAAUUCACCACAGCAGGUACUGACAAUAGUCCACCAAAACAUUCAGUCAAUAGUGAAAGCCACUCAUCUAGAAGGAGGAAUCGGCAUUCCAAAUCAAAACUAUCAAAUGGAGUUGGCAAGAAAUAAGAGUGGUCUCUAAAGACAUCCUACAGUGUGACCAGAGGUCAUGAAGAUCAGACCUGGCUCUGAAUUGCCAAAUGGAAGGUGGAUUUUUAAAUUAAAAAGUUUAAAAAAGGAUGAAGAAGAAUGGAAGAAAAGGAUGAUGAAGAUGGAGCCACCAGUGUAGUGCAGAUAAUUGCCUGCUGACACUUGCCAUUCACUGAUAUAAAUCUAGUUUCUUCAGCAUGUGGCACCAAAAGCUCAUGAAGGGUAUGCUGGAAAAAAGUGUACUGUUGUCAUAGUAGGUACACCCUGUUUUGCGUUCAGAUAUUGCAAGUGCAUUUUUAAUAUCUUAGUUGAGGACUUAAACACAAAGGUUAGUAAAUUGAUAGUUGUCACGGUUGGAUUUUUGUUUGUUUGUUUUGGUUUACUGUUUUUGUUGUUUUCUACAAGAGUAUGCAAUCCUUUGACUAAAAGCAACUCUGCCCUUCUUUCUGAGUCUCGCACCAAAACUUCUCCAUACAACAGUUAGUAAAAGCAGCUACUUGUUCCAUACAACAGUUAGUAAAAAUUUCAUACUGCUUGCUUUUGCUUAAAGGCUCUUUAGACCUUGUGUCAGGGUUUUAUCAGCAAGGAAAAUGAGUCCAGGUUUCUUGUAAAGCAUGUGACAUUAAUCUUCUAACAGUUUUUUUGUUCUAUACUGUCCUGCUUCAUUGAUACAUGCUCAAUUUCUUUUGAAUUUUUAAAAUACAUAUAUACAAACCUGCUCCAUAGUAGAGGGACAUGCCUCCUGUCCUCAGAGACAGAUGUCCUGUUAUUUCAUUGUUUUUCCUCCUUUACUGCAAUGUGUUUUGCAUUUUCAGGUGUAAAGAUGUCAUUUUCUCAGCUGUGCCAUAUUGUGUACAGUGGUCCUUCCCACUCCCUUCUAAUUUGCCUCCAUCUCAGCUGGAACCAGAAAUCCCAUUGUUUUCAGACUGAUACCAGAAACUGCUUUGAAGGCUCAGAUGCCCUGCUGAGCUUGGUGAUAAGGCAGUCUUUCGCUGAAGCAGAGUUGCUUACCAUCUCCGUAAUUACAUGUGAAGAUUUGCUGUAGUCUUUGGUGUCUGAGAGGCAGCAUGAUGUUACUCUGAUAUACCCCAUUGCUUUGGUAUUUCCUAUCAUGCAUCAGACACCGAGCAGCAAAGUUGUUUUUUUCUUGCAGUUUUGUUUUUUUUUUUUUUUCUGAGGGUUGUGUGAGGUUUACUUUUUGUCUGGGUGUUGUUUUGUUGCCUUGUUUAUUUUUUUUAAGUGUAUUAAUUCUGACAUCUGGCAGUGGAUAAAUCUCCAGCAGUGAAUGUAAUUAUUAAGUCAAGAGGUAAACAAUCAUGAGCAAUCAGCUCCUGUAUUAAGUUAUCCAAAUGUUUUUGUGCCAAUUAAAUUUUAGGAUUCAAGGUGUUCAGAGCUUAAGUUGCUUAGUUUUUAUGAGAAAAUGAGAUUUCCUUUUUCUUUGAAUAAUAUUACUGUGAUUUGCCACAGGCUAAGUACUAAAAAAAAAGAUGCAGCAGAGAGUUUGUACAAGUGUAUGAUACUGUAAAUAGAAAAAAGUAUCCUCUGUAAUCCAUCAGUUCCUACCUGCCGUAGAUUAUCAAUGUUUUCAAUGCACUUAAGUGUUGCUGCUGAACUCCUCAGAGGCCUUUCAUUUCCCACCCUGCUCUUCAAUCAAACAUAAGUGUACAACUUUGGAAGUAACACAGUAGAAGCUGCAAUAUCAUCAUUGCUACAGUGACAUUAACUGUUACAUGAGAAAAAUGUAAGGAAGAUUUUCAGGCUCUUCUACAACUACUUGGUUUUCAUUCAUGCUAUAAGAAUUCCACAUGCUGCCUUCCUAUUCGUAAUGUACUACAUAUGGAUGAAUGUAUUUGUAGAUUUCUUUGGAUACUGAGACUUGUUACUUUUUUAUUUCCUUGGCUAAUAACUCAGUCUGAGUAAGACUGAAAAAUGGCAUUGUAAAUUUUCUAUUGAUUCAAUACCAAAGCAAGAGAUUUGAAGUCUAAUGGUUUAGAUAUUUUAAGUACUGUGGUUUUCAAAGGUGAGAGCCUGUUUUGUACUUGCAAGGUGUAUACACACCAACUAUGUAUACAAAGCUUACAUGUGUAAGCUUUAAUAUGGUUAUGAAGUACCAUAUUUACUUGCCUGUGGGGACAAACACAUAUUUUGUAAAUGCAGACCUGGUGCUCACACUGCUGAACUGCACCCUAAAAAUAUUGGAAAGGUCAAUAUGAAGUGUCAUCUUGUUGGAAGCUGACUUCUGUAUACUGUUGUAACAGCUUGACCUUGAAGAAAUGUUGUUUGACAACACCUUUAAAGAUAUUUCCAAUGAAGUCUUUUUACUUUAA